Molecule: messenger RNA, 6415 nt
Organism: Scleropages formosus (Asian bonytongue)
Lineage: Eukaryota; Metazoa; Chordata; Actinopteri; Osteoglossiformes; Osteoglossidae
Product: collagen alpha-1(XXIV) chain-like
Exons: 60
Coding region: 210-5312 (1700 amino acids)
Cellular component (GO): extracellular matrix
Molecular function (GO): extracellular matrix structural constituent
Source: RefSeq, a predicted model, not a curated record
CUGGACCUGCGUGCGAUCGAAGUUGGGUCGUGGACGUGCGCUGGCCAUGCGGACAGCGUGAGGAGGCAGCGGCGUCGGCGUCGGGGUCCGCUGAGUGAGUGGCAGCGCGUGCGCCCGUUUCCAGGGAACGGCUCGCGAGUCGCCGUGCGUGCUGCCGCGUGCAAUUCUGUUUUCGCUUAGAACUCUGCUGCUCGGACAAAUGCAUACAAAUGCAUUUAGGAGCCCAACGGACAAGGAGUGGAAACAUUUCUCCCACAGAAAAAACGAGAACUGUCCUCCUCAUCUUUUCAAUAUGCACAGUAGUACUGUUUGCAAAAGAAAGCUCUCAAGUACAAGGUGUCGAUCUCCUUUAUCAGCUGGGCCUUGUAGGCAGCAAAGAGAGACACACUUUGGGGGUGACUUCUGUCCCAUCAUCCGCUCCAUCUCCACCUCCUCAAGGCAUCUUUCUCCCAGGAGCCGGAGUGGUUCUGAGGAGCGGCGUGCACAUUGAAAGCCCCAUCUCGGGGCUCCUCCCCACUGGGACUGGAGAUGAGUUCUCCAUUGUUGUGUGUUUAAGCUCCUGGCGAGUGAACAAUGCUUUCCUUGUGAGCAUCACGAACAGCAAGAACAGGCUGCAGUUUGGCAUUCAGCUCCUACCGAAGAAGGUGGUGGUUUACAUCGCGGAGAAGACAUCCGUCUACUUUAGGUACAACGUGCAUAAUGGGCGCUGGCACUCAUUUGCUAUUGGGGUCCGGCCGCGCUCCGUGUCCUUUCAUGCUGAGUGCGGAGGAGUGUAUUACAGUGAAGAGACACUUACUAGGCCUCAGAAGCUGGAUCCUGAUGGCCUGCUCACAUUAGGAAGGAUGAACUUCAGAGCAGUCCAGUUUGAAGGUGAGAUAUGCCAACUGGAUAUCUACCCUUCAGCUCAGGCAGCUGCAAACUAUUGCAACUAUAUUAAAAAACAGUGCCGCCUGGCUGAUACGUAUCGAUCACUCCUGCCAUCGCUUACAUCAGAAUUUAAUGACCCUACACUUUCAGACCAUCCUCUGAAAGCUCAGAAGUUUCUUUCGCCUCUAUUGUCUACAGCUUUGCCAAAUCAUAGAAAUAUUUCUGAAUCAGGAACAGCCUCCAUCCCCUCUACUGAGAGCUAUGAAGUACAAAACCAGUAUGUGGAAUCUAGAGCCUCUUUUCGUCCUGUUGCGAGGACUGAACUAUCACUCUGGCCUUCGAACAUGACUGUAGACAGCUCAUCAGAAGGGUCUGCGAGUGUACAGGCUACACUGGACGUGUCUCCAAGCAGUACACCCUCUUUAGUAGGUGCUGAUGAAGCUGAAAUCAGGCUGCCUGAGCCUGACCAUGAAGUCACGUCACUACCCAAGAUCCCCGAUGCUACAGACAUUACCCCUGGCACAGCAGACAUUGUAAGACCAGAGCCCAGAAACAACAGCGGACCGUGGCAACCAACCAACGAACUGAUCAAAGUACAGCCAAAAAUCAGUAGCACUCUGUACAGAGAUUUCCGUGGGAACGAAAACCAAGUAGACGACUCCGACGAUCACAGCCUUGAAAUGGAGUAUGAUGUGGACAUGGGAAAUUAUGACUAUGGUUACGAAGAAGCGGAGUAUUCCCUCAAUUACGAUGGUCUCCAAGGAUCGAAAGGAGACCCAGGCCCUCCGGGUCCUCCAGGUCCUCCUGGCUUGCCUGGGCCUUUCGGAAGACGAGGACCUAGAGGCCCACCUGGGCUACCAGGAAACCCUGGACUUCCCGGUCUUCCUGGACCAAAGGGUUCCAAGGGUGAUCCGGGAAUAUCUCCAGGUCAGGCUCCCUCUGGAGAGAAGGGUGAUAAAGGUCCUCCAGGUUUGCCAGGCUCACCGGGUUUCCCAGGUCCAACCGGUCCAAAGGGAUAUCCUGGGCCACCAGGUCUGCCAGGUGUACAGGGUCCAUCAGGACCAUCGGGUAUGGCUGGGGAAGCAGGUUACCCUGGCAGGCAGGGUUCCGCUGGGCCAGAAGGUAACCCAGGUCCAAAAGGUGUUCGAGGUUUUAUUGGACCUCCUGGUGUUGCAGGACCACCAGGGCUGGAGGGAGAAAGAGGAAUCCCUGGCCCCACUGGGAAAAAUGGCCGAAAAGGAAGACAGGGUAUUGUCGGAGAUGCUGGUGAGAGAGGACCUCCUGGCCCAGAUGGAAAUGAAGGUCCUGUUGGCAGCACCGGAAUUGGAGGCUUUCCUGGACUGCGGGGUGAUGCAGGGCCCGAAGGAUCCCGUGGCCUAACAGGCAUAGUGGGACCUCAGGGCCUUACCGGAAGAGCUGGGCCACCAGGAUUGAAAGGUGAUAAGGGUGAUCCUGGAUUAAUGGGUGAGCCAGGAGAAUAUGGUUACCCAGGUGACAAGGGUGCGGUGGGAUUACCAGGACCUCCAGGCAUUCGAGGAAAACCUGGACCACCCGGGAAAAUUGGUGAAAUGGGACCACUAGGGCCUGCAGGCCCACCUGGCCCAGAGGGUUUUCCUGGAGAUAUUGGUGUUCCAGGUCCCAAUGGUCCACCUGGAGUGAAGGGUCUUCUAGGUUCAAGAGGACCACCAGGGCCUCCUGGGCCCAAAGGACUUGAGGGUGAUGAAGGUCCCAUUGGCCCACCAGGCAGUCCUGGCCCUACAGGAAGACCAGGUCGGAAGGGCUAUGUAGGAGAGCCUGGGCUUGGAGGUCUGAGGGGAGAAACUGGGGAUCCAGGGAACCCGGGGAAAAAUGGACCACAAGGACCACUGGGCUUAAUUGGACCUGCAGGUGCAAUUGGAGUUCAAGGUGAAAAGGGCGACCGAGGUCCCACAGGUCCUUUGGGUCCUCCUGGGGAAAAGGGCUCCAUGGGAUACCCAGGAUUGCCAGGAAGCCCUGGUGAUGUGGGUCCGCAAGGUCCUCCUGGACCACAAGGUCAGAGAGGCGCAGCAGGAAUUCCAGGACCUAAGGGCAGAAGAGGGCCAAGAGGUCCAGACGGUCUUCCAGGAGAACCUGGGCCACAAGGUACAAAGGGAGAACGUGGAGUAAUGGGAAAGAAAGGAGAACCUGGAUUUAUUGGAAAGGCUGGCUUUCCAGGGGAAAGAGGUCUGCCUGGGAUUCCAGGGAAACCAGGAAUUCCUGGAAGUGCAGGAGAGAGGGGAGCAUAUGGAGAACCAGGACCCAGAGGACUCCCUGGGGAUCCAGGCCCAGAGGGUGAAACAGGCCCUGAGGGACCUCCUGGGCCAGAGGGGGAGCAGGGCCCAGUGGGGGAGCCUGGGUUCAAGGGAGAAAUAGGACCUGCUGGAAAUGAAGGAGAAAAAGGACAACAAGGAAUAAGAGGUCCGCCUGGACCAGUGGGUGAAGAUGGUGCUCAAGGAAAGGAUGGACCUAAGGGGAAAUCAGGAGACCGUGGGCCUAUGGGAGAACAAGGGGACAAAGGGGAUAUGGGAGACCCAGGGCUUCCUGGAAUUCCUGGGGAACCUGGAAAACGUGGCUUCCCAGGUCCAGAAGGAAAACAAGGACCUCCAGGUAACCGUGGCCGUCAUGGGAAGAAGGGUGACAAAGGGCUGACAGGAUAUGCUGGUGAGAUCGGAGCUCGCGGUGAUGCAGGACACCCUGGUGAAAAGGGACCAAAAGGUACAAGAGGAACCAGAGGACCUCUUGGCCAAUUAGGUGUGAUGGGUCCUGAGGGGCAGCCAGGUAUCAUGGGAUAUACGGGUCACAUAGGCAAUCCAGGGUCCAUGGGACCACCUGGCCCCAAAGGUGAAAAGGGUUACCCAGGAGAAGAUAACAAAACACCUGGACCACCCGGGCCCUUAGGUGAACCAGGUCCUGCUGGUGAACAAGGAGAGCGGGGAGAGCCGGGGGAUGGGGGCUAUCAGGGUCAUAUUGGCAUCGCUGGCCCUAGAGGUCUUAUUGGACAGCAAGGACCACCGGGAAAUCCUGGGGAACCUGGUGAGCAAGGACCCAAAGGAGAGAAGGGAAAUCAGGGGCUAAGAGGAAAGAAGGGAGCCAAAGGUCCUGCAGGCAGUGUGGGUGAAGAAGGAGCCUUGGGCCUACCUGGACCAAGAGGCAUAGCGGGUUACCCAGGACCUGAUGGUCCUCCUGGGCUUCCCGGGUUACCAGGGCUGCCUGGAAAAAGUGGAGAUGUGGGUCAGCACGGCACUGUUGGUAUUGAGGGGAAGGCAGGCCUUCCUGGACCCCGAGGUGAACCCGGACUUCCUGGCGUGACUGGAGAAAGGGGGCCCCCAGGACAAAAGGGUGAACCUGGGCUGCCAGGGGAAAGAGGACCUCCAGGAAACAAGGGCUUAGAGGGCGUGCAGGCAGACCAGGGCAGGAAAGGAGAUGUUGGGAGUAAAGGACAGCCAGGAGAAUCAGGGGACCUAGGUUUCCGUGGUUUACAAGGAUUUCCAGGCCCAAAGGGUCCAGAUGGGGAUAUAGGUUUUACUGGUACACCUGGUCCUAGAGGUCCUGCUGGUAUUGUGGGAAGCACCGGACCCGCUGGUCCAGUUGGCAUGAUUGGGCCAGUGGGAAAGCCUGGACCCAGAGGCAGGAAAGGAAGCCAUGGAGAAAUGGGACCGCAGGGACCUCGGGGGAGUCCAGGACCUCCAGGUCCUCCCGGAGCUUCAGGUCCUGUGAAACAAAUGGAUCUUAAUACAGCUAUUCAAGCCUUGAUUGAGUCCAACUCUGCAUUGCAUAUGGAGAGUUACCAGAACACGGAGGUGACAUUGACGGAUCUCAGCACCGAAGUCCUUAAAACUCUGCGCUACCUGAGUGGUCUGAUCGAAAGCAUGAAGAAACCUCUGGGAACCCGCAACAACCCUGCCCGAUUCUGCAGGGAUCUGCUCGACUGCCAGCAACCCUUGUCAGAUGGAUGGUUCUGGAUCGAUCCCAACCUCGGAUGUCCGUCGGAUGCCAUCGAGGUCUUCUGUAAUUUUACUGCUGGUGGACAAACAUGUGUCCACCCGGUAGCCGCCAACAAGAUGGAGUUUGGCAUCGGGAAAGUUCAGAUGAAGUUUCUCCACUUGCUGAGCACGGAGGCGACGCAAAGCGUCACAGUCCACUCUCCGAGUGCUCCGGGGCCGAGCGCCACACGUGCGGGAAGCCAGCCGUCCGAUCUGCGCUUUAAGGGGUGGAACGGACAGACUUUUGACGCAAACACAUUACUUGAAACACGUGUGCUACUAGACAACUGCGAGACCGAAGACGGCCACUGGCACCAGUCACGCUUCUUGUUCCGAACUCAGGACAGCCACCAGCUCCCCGUAGUGGACUUGAGGGAGCCCGCUGGCAUCCACCUGGACCUACAGCAGCGCCGUCUUGAGGUGGGACCAGUCUGCUUUGUGUGAGGCCACCACCACCCCCACCUCGCUCGCUGCGGUCCCGUUCGGUGGAGAGACGCUCUUUGAGUCAUUUUCUGGAGCGCACCCACAGGAUGGUCACCAGCAGAGCCCCAUGGAGACAGCUCCGGACCAUAGUGAUGUGAAAGAAUAGUGUCACUAGAGGGUUCAAGGCCCACUCUUAAAGGGGCAGCACAAAAAUAUAUACCAGUAUGCAUCAAAGUGUGUCAGUCUGAAAAGCGAAUGUUUUAUUUUGCAGUGUUGUCAGCGAAAUGCUCCCAGAACUCAGGGAGAAGCGAGUCUUCUCCUACCCAGCAGACUAUUGCGGUCAGCCGGACAUUGUAGGCUCAAACCCAUGAGCACUAUCCACUAUCUACACGAAUACUCACGAGUGCAGUAGCUGGUGGAUAUUAUUAUUGCAGUUUUCAUACAUAUAUUUUUGUAUUAUGUCCACAAGUGACAUAUACAUCGAAUCAGAUGGUGCUCUACCUCCACAAGGUUUUGCCUUCAGCCUUACUUAAGGUGCUUGUAUUUAAGGUUUUAUUUCACGUUGUAUGUACUGGUUACAUCAAGAACUGGUCUACUAUUCUUAAUGGAAUUUAGGUCACUUAGUUCACAUACUUUAUUUAUAUGGCCUUUAUGUUAACAAAUCACGUCACGUUUCCUUUCCACAUUUAUAUGGAAGGUCGCUUCCAGUGGCAAUUCAGUCAUGGUGCUGCAGUAGUUAAUCCAUGAGUUAUAGUUUUCCUGUGUAUAUUUUGACAUAUAAGAUUAAAUAUUUAUAUCAUUUUUACUUUAAAUACCGUGCCUUAAUAAAUUAUACUGUUUCUUGAGAUUUAUGUGCCCCUCUGGAAUUUAGCUAGAACUAUUUAUGUGUAAUGUUGGUUUCUGUGUACACACAUAUAUGUGACUGUACAGUGUGCUCUGUGUGUACACACACACUUAAAUUUCUAAAUGUUUCUUAUUUGCUUUAUAUUAUAGGCUAAUGGAAGCCAUAACCAGAAAAUAUUAAAUACAGUAUCAUUUGAUUCCACGCAAAUGUCACUUCCAAGUGUAACUACAAAGCUGCGCUGGAGAAUAACGUGAAUAAUAGAUUAUGUAAAUAUGAAAUG